AACUGUCAAAGGCGUCUGAAAUCAGGAAGCUAGAACUGCUUUCAAGCAUUGAAAUGUCAGUUAGUGGCUGAACGUGACACGCUGGCCACAUUACUAAAGUGGCUGACAUGACCCACACAUCUUUUCUCAUGUCCAUCCUGACUACAAAACAUACAGUAGUGCGGUAGCCACCACACCUUGCGAGUGGACUGUUUGACGGCAGCCAGCCAUCUUUAGGCCACGAUGGCUGACAACGUGAACAAGCUGCCCUUCUUCUACGGCAACAUUACCAGAGAAGAGGCGGAGGAAUACCUGCUGCAGGCAGGUGUGGCAAAUGGCGUCUAUUUGUUACGGCAAAGUCGGAACCACCUGGGAGGCUUUGCCCUGUCCGUGUUGUAUUCCACCCGCUGUUACCACUACAGCAUUGAGAGAGAAGCGGCUGAAACGUACGCCAUCGAUGGUGGGAAGAGCCACAGCAGCCCCAUGGACCUGAUCGACUACCACGCCCAAGAGUUGGACGGCCUUGUGUGUCGCUUAAGGACGCCCUGCAACCGGCCCAAGAACAUGCAGCCCAAGGUGGGGCCCUUUGAGGACCUGAAGGAAAAACUGAUCCAGGAGUACGUCAAGCAGACUUGGAACCUACAGGGUACAGCUCUGGAACAAGCCAUCAUCAGCCAGAGGCCGCAUUUGGAGAAGCUUAUUGCAACCACUGCCCAUGAAGGAAUGCCCUGGUUCCAUGGUAAAAUCACUCGAGAAGACUCAGAGUCCAGACUACAAAACAGCCCGCGAACAAAUGGAAAAUUCCUUAUCCGACAGAGAGAUGCCAAUGGAUCCUAUGCACUUUGUUUAUUACAUCAAGGACAAGUCAUGCAUUACCGCAUCGACAAGGACGUGGCUGGCAAGUUCUGUAUUCCAGAUGGAAAGAUGUUUGACACCCUUUGGCAGCUGGUGGAGCACUACUCAUACAAGCCAGACGGCCUUCUUCAGGUGCUGACUGACCCCUGUCCACGGCCUGAUGGAGACACAGGUGUAUUUCUACCAUCGCUGCUGACUCAUGACACGUCCGGAUUUGGUUCUUUAAUUAAAAAUGCAGCUGGUGGAUUCUUUUCAAAAAUCAAAAUUGGUCCCAUGCCUAGACGACAAAAGAGCCGAGGAUCCCGACACGAUACCCCAAAUCUCCACCCCUAUGAAAUGACCAAUGAUGGAGUAGUAGCCAGAGAGUCCCUACCGAUGGACACCCCGGUAUAUGACAGGACCUAUGCAGAUCCAGACCAGAUCAGGAACUCCACAGUGGACCGGGAACAGCUCUUUCUGGAGGACGAAGAAUUGGGUUCUGGAAAUUUCGGUACAGUCAGCAAGGGCAUUUACAAGACCAGAACGACAGCACAGCCGGUCGCGGUCAAAAUCCUGAAAAAUGAGGACGACAGCCCGCUCGUCUGUGAGGAGAUGCUGCGAGAAGCAAACGUCAUGCAGCAGCUGGACAAUCCGUACAUCGUGCGGAUGAUCGGUAUUUGUGAGGCAGAGAGCCUCAUGCUGGUGAUGGAGCUGGCCGAGCUCGGUCCACUUCACAAGUUUCUGCAGAAAAACAAACAAAUGAGCAUCACAAACAUCACUGAGCUGGUCCAUCAAGUGUCCAUGGGCAUGAAGUACCUCGAGGAGCAUAACUUUGUCCACAGAGAUCUUGCUGCCAGGAAUGUGCUGUUGGUCACGCGGCACUACGCCAAAAUCAGCGACUUUGGUCUCUCCAAAGUAGUUGCUGAUGACGAGAACUACUACAAGGCCAAGAGACACGGCAAGUGGCCAGUAAAGUGGUACGCGCCCGAGUGCAUCAAUUUCUUCAAAUUCUCCACCAAAAGUGACGUGUGGAGCUUUGGAGUGUUUAUGUGGGAGGCGUACUCGUAUGGAGAGAAGCCUUACAAGGGGAUGAAAGGCAACAAUGUUCUGCAAAUGAUUGAGAGUGGACUACGGAUGGACGCGCCACCAAAAUGUCCUGAAGAAAUAUACACCCUGAUGAAGAACUGCUGGAUUUACGACUUUGAAAAACGACCUGCCUUUGCCGUCAUUGAGCCACGACUGCGACAAUAUUAUUAUGACAUUGCUCAGUAAAAACAUGAUCGGUUUCAAUUGAAACAUUGUCACUUUCAGACUAAAUAAGUUUAUGCAAUAAAAAAUGUUCCCUUUUAAAA
Molecule: messenger RNA, 2165 nt
Organism: Nerophis ophidion (straightnose pipefish)
Lineage: Eukaryota; Metazoa; Chordata; Actinopteri; Syngnathiformes; Syngnathidae
Gene: syk
Product: spleen tyrosine kinase
Exons: 14
Coding region: 223-2085 (620 amino acids)
Biological process (GO): intracellular signal transduction; cell surface receptor protein tyrosine kinase signaling pathway; innate immune response
Cellular component (GO): cytoplasm; extrinsic component of cytoplasmic side of plasma membrane
Molecular function (GO): signaling receptor binding; non-membrane spanning protein tyrosine kinase activity; ATP binding
Source: RefSeq, a predicted model, not a curated record